Messenger RNA from Dendroctonus ponderosae (mountain pine beetle), 666 nucleotides. RefSeq lists its product as uncharacterized. Bases 70 to 606 code for a protein of 178 amino acids. The record is from RefSeq and is a predicted model, not a curated record. NCBI's taxonomy places the organism in Eukaryota, Metazoa, Arthropoda, Insecta, Coleoptera, Curculionidae. The transcript is spliced from 4 exons.
ACACGUGAUUAGAAUCGAUUUGUACAAUUCAUUCAAUAUUAGCCAUAUUUUAUAGAAUCUAAGAAGAAAAUGACGAAUUUGAAACAAUUUUUUCAAUGGAAGUUCAGUGUGGUGAUAAUUUUCGUGCUUGCUUACCUUCUGCUGAAUGUAGAUGGUACUGAGUUUUCCAUAAAAAAGCGGGUGAAACGAAAGGUCGUGUUCACCAAAAGCAGCAAAUUUUUUUUUCGUCUAAAUGGCAAAGAAAAUAUACUCAACUAUACCACUUUACUGGCUCAUGGAUGGGGCUUUCGAAUUAACUACGAUUUACCUCAUACGCUCGCGCAGAGAAUGCACUUUUUCAAAAGAGACAUACACAAUGAUAUUGAAGAAAUUCAAAAUCCAAUGCUGGCCAACAUGGUAAAUUGUGUCUUAAGCAAAGCAUGUGCUAUUUUAUCUCAACCAUUUGUUGCAAAAAACUGUGGAAUAUUUUGUGGAAUCGGAAAAAUUGUUGCAAGCUCGCAAGGCAUUGAAGCGGACUUUUUUAAGACUUUUAGCGGGAAAUGUCAACUUUAUCACGAGAGGUGUCCUGGAAGCUUCGAGAAAUCAUCCAUCUUUGGCUUCGGAUAGGUGAUUCUACCUAUAUGAACAACACUAUUUGAUAAAGUGAAAAUAAAUGUUUAAAAUUGA